CGGCAAAUUAGUAAAAGAUGCAAAUGCAAGGAACGCAACAUUGUUGAUUGUCAACCUGCUCAUCGACACCAAUCAAUCAUCGCUUGCUUGAUUGACGAUGGAUGAGACAACGCCAUUGUUGGGGAAUGGCAAGUCGAAUAGAUCCAAUCGUAAUGCAGAAGAGGUGGAAGGAGAGACAUCUUCCAUAAAUGCACCAGUAGACGCAAAAGAUAUUGAUGUACGAUUCAAGAGAUGGAUCGAUCAUAUCAAAAGGAAGCGAAAGUCUACACAACUUUCGCCUAUGGAACGGGAAGCACAAUUCUUAAUAAGUGUUUUCCAACCUCUUUCCUCAGAUGACGAACUUACAGGACACGAUCGAUUAUCCCAAGAGUCAUUCGAACAUGGCUAUAUCAGUGAGAAAGAAUUCAAAAAGCAGCUUGCUCGUGUUCGAGGAUCAAUCGCAGAAGGAUUACAGCCAAAGAUGAUUCAAACUGGUAGCUCAGGUUCAUACUUUGUCAGAAGUUAUGUCUACGAAGAGAACGGCUCAGGACAGAUACAAAGGCUAAAUGAUGAAUACACAACAGUUGCAGUUUUCAAACCUCACGAUGAAGAACCUUACGGAGACUUCAAUCCCAAACGUGUUUUCCUACGAAGGUACCUAUGGUGGGCUAUGGGCAGACCAUGCUUAAUACCGAGCUUUUCAUAUUUGUCGGAAGUAGGAGCAUCUUUGCUGGAUGAACGUAUGAAAUUGGGAAUCGUUCCGACAACCAAACUUGUCAGUCUGGCUAGCGAAAGCUUUUUCUAUCCACAACAUCUUCGUUCUAAAGGUCAAUUUCCUGAGAAACAAGGAUCCUAUCAAAACUUUUUGAACGGCUAUGUGAACGCAUCUGCAUUCCUACGUGCUCAUCCGUGGCCGAGUAGACCAAGAUCAUUACUGGAACGAGAUCUGCGAGCAGAAAAUGCAGCACAUGGAAGGGCAAAAGCUCGUGCAAGAAAGGGCAAAGCAAAGGCAGAGAAUCGCAAGAAAUCUUUUGGUAAGAAGUUGUUGUCUGCUCUUGCUUCCGUUAAUUGUUUGGCUCCAAUCGGAUUUAAUCCUGAAUAUGAUGACGACCAUAUCGAGAAUUGCGCUGAACAGGUUACAUCUUCCAAUGCCAUCACAUUCGAAUGGACAAAAGAGUUGAUGCAAGAUUUUCGCUUGGAGCUGGAAAAGCUGGUUUGCUUUGAUUACCUUAUUCGCAACACCGAUCGUGGAUUGGAUAACUUUAUGGUGAAAGUUGUUGAGCCUUCAUUUAACGAACAAGGCGAACAAACACAGCGAAGGAGGUUAUUCUUGGCUGCCAUCGAUAACAGUUUAGCAUUUCCAUGGAAACAUCCUGCCGGCAUUCGAUCUUAUCCUUGGGGCUGGCUCUAUUUACCUACUGACUUGAUCGGCGGUCCAUUCUCACUGCAGACACGACAGACGUUCAUCGAACUCUUGCGAAGCGCAUCCUGGUGGCAGCAGACAAGGAAUGAGCUAGAAGCAUUGUUCAAAAAGGACGAUCAUUUCGAUGCAAAGAAGUUUGAAGGACAGAUGGAUGUUUUGCGUGGACAAGGAUGGAAUUUAUUGGAAAGCCUUAGAAAUGAAGAUGAAGGACCGCUUGAGCUGUGUGCGAGAGAGAAGCGAUUGGUCGAACAAAGAAGUGAAAUACAUGAAGCGUAUGACCUGUUCAAUCUAGAUGGCUUCCAUCACCCACUCACGCCACAAGCCUUGGCUGUCAAAGCUAGAUUGCUUGCACAAUUAUCGGAAGAGGAACGAAGAUCUACCGCAAAAUCAGCUGAGCCCCAAUCUAUGCCUCAGCGUUCCGAUGCUUCAACAGUUUCCACACCUGCAGACGUUCAACCUAGAUCAUUGCCGGAAGAUGGACGGAUUGAACGAUCUAUCAUUGAUGACGUUAGUCACAUUAAGACAAAUCAGCCUUCUACACCUCCGAUCGAGGCCGAUAAUCAACAUGCGGGCAAUGCAGCAUUGGGAAGAGCUUAUAGAAGGGGUAGUUUGGGUAUAGAUGUUUUGACAGAGAUCGACAAAAGCACAGCCAAAGCACGUAGACCGAGAUUACGACAAUCACUCACACGCGGCUUGAGUGCAUCACGACUACCCAAACGCAAUCAACCAAACCGUUUGGGAAGCUUCAAUGAUGUUACACCACAUCCAGAAGAGAAUGAAGAGAGUACGUUGGUCUCUUCAGUGGCCUCUUUGGACAGUAUUCCGCAACCGACUAAGCCACAGAACGGUAUUGCAAGAAGACGGAUGGGCAGCGUAAGCGAUACACUAAGCUUUAGUGCGGUAUUCUCAAACAAUGAGACCGGCAUUCAAGAUGACAUCAACAAUCGAUCAGAAUCACAAAAGAAACAAAAGAUUAAAGCGAUCGUUGAGCAUAUUCAUAUAGAUGAUGGCGUGGCAUGGCAAACGUGGUUAGGCCUUCAAUGAGUGUGUGUACAUGUACUUUUAAUGAUAAAAUGAUACCCAAAAAAUAGAAUCGCAUU
Molecule: messenger RNA, 2502 nt
Organism: Meira miltonrushii
Lineage: Eukaryota; Fungi; Basidiomycota; Exobasidiomycetes; Exobasidiales; Brachybasidiaceae
Exons: 1
Coding region: 98-2446 (782 amino acids)
Biological process (GO): phosphatidylinositol phosphate biosynthetic process; Golgi organization; endosome organization
Cellular component (GO): lysosomal membrane; endosome; plasma membrane
Molecular function (GO): 1-phosphatidylinositol 4-kinase activity
Source: RefSeq, a predicted model, not a curated record